Molecule: messenger RNA, 1039 nt
Organism: Bursaphelenchus xylophilus (pine wood nematode)
Lineage: Eukaryota; Metazoa; Nematoda; Chromadorea; Rhabditida; Aphelenchoididae
Source: the annotation of a GenBank genome assembly
AUGCGUUCACCCCGAGGUUUGUUUUCCAAUUUUUUCACGUUUCUGUUUUAGAAGUCGAGAUGCAGUUGGCGUAUUACCGAGAGAAGUACAAGGUCAAACCGAAGAGUUUUGUCCCACUCCACCACAUUUUCAGCGAAAACGGAUUGUAUUGUUGUUCUCUCCGGUGCCCGUUCUUGUUCUCCCCUGCAGACAUCAUCUUUGAACAGAAUCAACUUCCUCAUACGAUGCAAGAGCGGAAGAUUUACGCUAUCCUACACUUGAUGCUUCAUCGGACAGUCGUCUCAUCGCCCCGGUAAGAUUCAUUUCGUUUAAAUACCCAAUUGUUUAGACAGGCCUUGUCCUCCCGGCACCCGUUCAGACGGCAUUUGAUGUAAAAAAGUCGGAAGAUCGUCUUCAACACUAUGGAGCAACUAUUAUUGAGGUUCUGGGAGAAGACGUCUACAGGUCAUUGUUCAACUACUUGCAGGAAGCGAAGACAUUGAAUCCUGUGGAUUUUGAGGAAUUAUGUCGUCAGAUAAACGGAAAAUGUCGUCCUCUUGCUCUUCUGGCUCCGGUUUUGCGGGAUCCGAACAAUGUGCUUUUGAAUGAUUUUAGAAAUCUUGUCACCCUUCAAGCACAAGCGGUUCAAGUGAGUCAUGCGGUCUAUUAUAAUAAUAUUCUCAAGUUUUUCCUAAACGGCGAGUUUCCCGACGGUCAGUUGUCAUUUGGCUUCAACGGAGAUGCCGUAAUCGGUGAGGAUGGCCACGGGACUGAUAAUGAGGUCAACAAUAACAAUGAGGCUGACAGUGGGGACAACAAUGACGAUGGGACUGACAUUGAUGAGGCCCGGAAUCUUCCCGUCGACCUUCCAAAUUUUGAACAGGAUCUGCCCUCCCAAGGUGAUUGUCGUCCUCCCGCAGUUUCGACCCGCGAAGUCCGAUUGGAGGACUUACCAUCGACCAGCCGAGCUUCCCGCCCAGAGUCUUCUGCUGGAACCCAAUCAAGCUAUGGUCGUCGUUAUCGCCCCAAUCGUAUUUUCGAUCCAUCUGAUAAUCAAUAG